Ctenocephalides felis (cat flea) is the source of this 1242-nucleotide messenger RNA. RefSeq names its product la-related protein 6B-like. NCBI's taxonomy places the organism in Eukaryota, Metazoa, Arthropoda, Insecta, Siphonaptera, Pulicidae. Gene Ontology annotation, biological process: RNA processing. Bases 1 to 1242 code for a protein of 413 amino acids. Gene Ontology annotation, molecular function: mRNA binding. The record is from RefSeq and is a predicted model, not a curated record. The transcript has a single exon. Gene Ontology annotation, cellular component: nucleus.
AUGUCUCAAAUUUUGAACCAAACAAUAAACGAAUCUAAAAAACUCGAUGGGUUGGAUAAUUUAUUGAAUUCUCAUCAAAGAAGAAAACUGCUUGAAGCACGUGGAAGCAUAUCAUCAGUUGAUAGUGAUUUGUCCUUAUCUUUUGAUCGGAGACCUUCUAUAGAAAGUGUUGAAAUUUUGUUAUCAAAUCAAAAUAUAGAUUGUGAAGUUUCUAAUGAAGAAAAUAAUAGUGAAACAAAAGAAAAUGCAGAGAAAAUAAAUUCUUCUAAUAUACAAGAUAAUGACCUGGAACAACAAAUUAUACAACAAGUAGAAUUUUAUUUUUCAGAUGACAAUAUUUCAAAGGAUGCAUUUUUGUUGAAACAUAUUAAACGAAAUAAAGAAGGGUUUGUCUCGUUAAAAUUGGUUUCAAGUUUUAAACGAGUGAGAUAUUUAACAAAAGAUUGGAGGAUUGUUGCAAAUGCUCUAAAUAAAUCAGAUAAGCUGCAGUUUAAUGAAGCGAGAACCAAAAUCAAAAGAGUGGAGCCACUUCCAUUAUUUAUCGAAAAAGAAUAUACUAAAACCAUUAUAGUAGUUGAUAUACUUGUUCAAAUAGCAAAUAUUGAGCAUAUUGCUAAAGUUUUCUCUAAAUGUGGUAAUAUUAUGCUAAUACAGAUAUUGAAACCAAACAAUCCAAAACCUGUUACAACACAAGUGUUUUUCAGCAAAAAUCCAUGUUUUAAAAGCUCCAUUUGUGCAAUAGUAGAAUUUGAAGAAAUUGAUGGUAUGAAAAAAGCUAUUGAUUGUUGCAGUGACACUUUGCAGGUUUUUGAACUUGAAGCAAUGAAAACUAAACUAAAAAACAAAUCGAGAGAGUUGCAAGAAAAGUUUACAUUUUCAAAUGCUACAAGAUGCUGCAAGCUUAGAGAUUCUAGUUGCCCGUGCAGUCUGUGGCUUGAACGCAAAAUGAGUUCCUCUAGCUCAUCGACGAAUUCUAGUGGAAAAAAAUCUUUUGAACAAGAUAGUUUUUUAUUAUCUGGAGGAUUAAGAAGACAAUCUUGCAGUUCUUGCAGUACUUGCAGUUCUUGCUGCACCAGUAGAAGGUGCUCUGUUGAUUUCAAUGCAUCCACAUUUCGUGCAAGAUCUAAUAGCGAUGUGUUUAUUCAUGACCAUAUAUUGAGAAAUCCUAUGGGACCCAGUGGAAUGAAAGGCUUCUGUAAUAUUAAUCGUAGAACGUCUCUUCCUUACAGUUCAAAAUAUUAA